This is a messenger RNA of Eurytemora carolleeae, 738 nucleotides long. RefSeq names its product SUN domain-containing protein 2-like. The coding region runs from base 43 to 738 and encodes 231 amino acids. Lineage: Eukaryota; Metazoa; Arthropoda; Copepoda; Calanoida; Temoridae. The record is from RefSeq and is a predicted model, not a curated record. The transcript is spliced from 3 exons.
CACAUCCAGAUGUAAAAUGUUGAUAAUUUUUAGAUCCUAGCUAUGGCCGGUGACGAAGAAGAUGGUGGAGGAGAAUUACGGAAACUAAAUAAGGAGAAUGAACAUGAAAAGAAAGAAGUAGGAGGACUAAAUGUGUCUAUAGAGCAAAAUGAGUACAGCAAGGUAGCAUUAAAAAAUAUGCUUGAAAUAAGGAAAGCUCGUAUAAGUGAAAUAUCCUCUCAGGAUUGUAGAGAACUAACGGGACGUUCUAGAUUUCAAAUACUUCAGAAGUUAAAAGCUCUUCAUCUUGAAAACAAACAAAAACCCCCUCUAGAACCUAAUGGAGAAGUUCCAGAGAUGAAAAGAAAGCAGAAUGAAAGGAUUACUGAUAAUAUUACGCUUAUUCAGAAGGAACCUGUAUCAAAAUCCUUGAAGCCUGGAAAUAGAGAGAAAAUCCUGGAUAUUCUUCGCAAAUCCAAACAGGCACAAGCACUCCAACAAGAACAGAAACAGGAACAAAAGCAAGAACAAGAACAAGAACCACAGCAACAGGAACAACAUCAGCAGCAACAACACCAACAAAAACAGCAACAACAGCAACAACAACAACACUCUAAGAAAAGUUCUUCCUUUGCUUCUGAUGGAAAAGAUGAAAAUUUAUCUGUUUCUCAAACAUCAGAGUUAUUGGAGAAUGCUAGAACAAAUAUUCUCCGAAGAAUUUCUUUCACGGCUAACAAGAAAACAAAUACGGCAGGGUAA